AUGCAAUUGGUUAACUUCAUUGCAUCUGAUGGGGAUGAAUUACACCUCGAAGAUGGAAGACAGAGAGAACUUGGUUUUACUUUCUCAUUCUCAGUUAGACAAUCUUCAAUUUCAGCUGGUGUGCUGUCUAAACGGACCAAGGGUUUCUCAAUCGAUGAGACCGUAAACGACUCGAUUGGGACUCUGGCUGGUGCAAGAUACUACGAUGAAGAUGUUAUUAUUGCUGUCAUACUCGGCACUGGAACUAAUGCAGCAUAUGUAGAGAGUUCAAAUGCAAUGCCCAAGUGGCAUGGCAUCCAACCAACCUCAGGGGAGAUGGGCAAUUUCCAGUCAUGCCAUCUUCCUCUGACAGAGUAUGACCGAGCAUUGGAUUGUGAAAGCAUGAACCCUGGUGAACAGAUAUUUGAGAAGUUGAUUUCAGGGAUUCCUAACAUAAUCAACUUCAAGCCUAAAGAUUUGGAAGGAGUAGAGGCUCCUCAUGAAGACACCUUGGAAAUCCACGCUCUCAAAGCCAACUAUAAUAUGAAGAGGGUAUUUGUAGCAAAGUCUUUGGUGGGGGUGGAGGUGGUAGCAUUGCCAGAGGCUGCCACUGAGUCGGUGUCAGAUGUUGAGCCAGAGAUCGAUAUGAGGGCUACAACUGAUACUGGACCGGUGGCUAGGGCAGUGACUGGUACUGAACCAGUGGCUGGGGCUGCAUUUGAUAUUUCCCCUGCGUCAGAUGCUAAGGUCCCGAAAUCGGACUCUGUGAUACCAUAA
Molecule: messenger RNA, 756 nt
Organism: Zingiber officinale
Lineage: Eukaryota; Viridiplantae; Streptophyta; Magnoliopsida; Zingiberales; Zingiberaceae
Product: hexokinase-2-like
Exons: 6
Coding region: 1-756 (251 amino acids)
Biological process (GO): glycolytic process; glucose 6-phosphate metabolic process; intracellular glucose homeostasis
Cellular component (GO): mitochondrion; cytosol
Molecular function (GO): mannokinase activity; D-glucose binding; fructokinase activity
Source: RefSeq, a predicted model, not a curated record